Molecule: messenger RNA, 876 nt
Organism: Penicillium egyptiacum
Lineage: Eukaryota; Fungi; Ascomycota; Eurotiomycetes; Eurotiales; Aspergillaceae
Source: the annotation of a GenBank genome assembly
AUGAAUACAUUCGACUCAUCGGCGCCCCCUCCGACAGGUCCCAGGUCCUCUGAAGGUGCCAAAAACAACCAGUCAUCGUCACGCUCGCCCACAGAUUCAGCGCUAUCAUCGUCCUUCGGCAGCAACCGGUCCCACUCAAGCUCCUCGUCCCGAAAAAAUGCGCGUAGCCAGAACCCACUUCAGACCUCAUCCCAAUCGAACGAGUCCACCCCAAUCAACACAGCUGGUCCCGCUGGUCGCAACUAUCAGUCCACAGAGGGAGCAGGCGCCUCCCAGCUCAAAGACCUCCAAAUAAACAACGCGAACAGUGGCAAUGGCGCCCAACCAGUCAACCAAGCCCCGGCUUCCGAGCCCCAACAGUCCUGGUAUGGUCGACUCGCAGAUCGAUACGGCAGCCUCGAGCUAGAGAACAAAGGCAGUGUAGCCCGCGAUCACCUCGCAUUAGAACGAACCUUCCUAGCCUGGAUGCGCACCUCCCUAGCCUUCGCCUCAAUCGGCAUUGCAGUAACACAACUCUUUCGCCUGAACAGCGCCUCGCCAAAAACACGCGCCAACUCCUUCGAUCUGUCAUCCGACUCACACGCAGACAUACUUCCACCGUACCUCGCCUCGUCGAGCUAUGAUGAGUUUCACGUCAGUGCAUCCGCCCGUCUUCGUAGCGUGGGUAAGCCCCUCGGCUCGACUUUCAUCGGCGUCUCGAUCCUUAUCCUUGUUGUUGGCUUCCACCGCUACUUCCAGAGUCAGUAUUGGAUUAUUCGGGGGAAGUUCCCGGCUAGUCGGGGCAGUGUGGCACUUACGGGAUUCGUGGCUGCUUCGCUGAUUAUUGCUACUCUUGCGGUAAUCUUGGCGGUUUCGCCGGGGGCUGUUGAGACUUAG